This is a messenger RNA of Rosa rugosa (rugosa rose), 2380 nucleotides long. RefSeq names its product 3-hydroxy-3-methylglutaryl-coenzyme A reductase 1-like. Gene Ontology annotation, cellular component: peroxisomal membrane; endoplasmic reticulum membrane. Gene Ontology annotation, biological process: isoprenoid biosynthetic process; sterol biosynthetic process; coenzyme A metabolic process. Gene Ontology annotation, molecular function: protein binding; hydroxymethylglutaryl-CoA reductase (NADPH) activity. Lineage: Eukaryota; Viridiplantae; Streptophyta; Magnoliopsida; Rosales; Rosaceae. The record is from RefSeq and is a predicted model, not a curated record. The transcript has 4 exons. The coding region runs from base 177 to 1928 and encodes 583 amino acids.
UAAGAAUAACGUGGUGGCACUCUUUCUUCUCUUCUGUUAUUACUGCUUCCGCGUUCUAAGCCAUAUCGCACUCUCUCAGACUCUCUCACACUUUCCUAAAACCUUUCAACUGCUGUAAGGUUUCAUAGAAAUCUCUCUCUCUCUCUCUGCAUUCUUUCUCAUACUUCCCUGCAGCUAUGGACAUCCGCCGUCGGCCCCCCAAAAGGCCUCGUCCGACGGCCGUUAAUGGUGGGACCCACUCGCACCAGCACCGUCGAAAUGAGAAAGCAUCUACCUCUUCUUCUUCUUCUUCUUCUUCUUCAUCAUCCGGAGGCGGCCCGAAAGCGUCCGACGCGCUGCCGCUGCCACUGUAUUUGACGAACGCCGUCUUCUUCACUCUCUUCUUCUCCGUCGCCUACUACCUCCUCCACCGCUGGCGCGACAAGAUCCGAACGUCCACGCCGCUCCACGUAGUCAACCUCUCUGAACUCGCCGCCAUUGUUACCCUCAUCGCCUCCUUCAUCUACCUCCUCGGCUUCUUCGGCAUCGACUUCGUCCAGUCCUUCAUCUCACGCGCCUCCCACUACGACGACGACAUCGAAGAAGAAGAUGACGUCCUCUUCGAUUCCCGCUGCUGCCCUCCCCCGGCCAAAUCCAAAUUCGCCGACGCCGACCCCGACCCCGCAUUGUGCUCCGAGGAGGACGAGGACAUCAUCCAGGCCGUUGUAAACGGCGCCGUUCUGCCCUACUCUCUCGAAUCGAAGCUCGGGGACUGCAAGAGAGCGGCGGCGAUUCGGCGCGAGUGGCUUCAGAGAACGACCGGGAGGUCACUGCAGGGUUUGCCUCUCGAAGGAUUCGAUUACGACUCCAUUCUCGGGCAGUGCUGCGAGUCGCCGGUCGGAUACGUGCAGAUUCCUGUGGGAAUUGCCGGGCCGUUGUUGCUGGACGGGUUUGAAUACAUGGUGCCAAUGGCGACGACGGAGGGGUGCUUGGUGGCGAGCAUGAACAGAGGUUGCAAGGCCAUUCGCCUCUCCGGUGGGGCCGACUCCCAGGUGUAUAGGGACGGCAUGACCAGAGCGCCGGUGGUCAAGUUUGGCUCUGCCGUUAGAGCUUGCGAGCUCUUCUACUACUUGGAGAACCGUGUCAAUUUCGAUACUCUCGCCGUCGUUUUCAAUAGAUCAAGUCGAUUUGCGAGGCUACAAAGCAUAUUUCCUUCGCUUUCCGGGAUGACGCUGCACAUAAGAUUUAACUGCAGCACAGGUGAUGCCAUGGGGAUGAACAUGUUCUCCAAAGGGGUUCAGAAUGUUCUUGAUUAUCUGCAAAACGACUUUCCUGAUAUGGAGGUUAUCGGCAUAUCUGGAAAUUUUUGUUCGGACAAGAAAGCUGCUGCUGUAAACUGGAUUCUAGGCCGUGGCAAAUCAGUUGUUUGCGAGUCAGUAAUCAAGGAAGAGGUGGUCAAAGAAGUGUUGAAAACGAGCGUGUCUAAGCUGGUACAACUCCAUCUGAACAAGAACUUUGUAGGUUCUGCUGUGGCCGGAUCUGUUGGUGGGUAUAAUGCCCAUGCCAGCAACAUCGUAUCUGCGAUCUUUAUAGCCACCGGCCAAGAUCCUGCACAGAAUGUUGAGAGUUCACACUGUCUAACGAAUAUUGUAUCCAUCAAUGACGGGAGGGACAUUCAUGCUUCUGUCACAAUGCCUUGCAUUGAGGUGGGUACAGUUGGAGGUGGGACUCAACUUGCAUCUCAAUCUGCUUGCUUAAAUAUGCUUGGUGUAAAAGGUGCAAGCCAAGGAUCACCUGGAUCAAACUCAAGGCGGUUGGCCACCAUUAUAGCCGGUUCAGUACUAGCCGGAGAACUCAGCCUCCUGUCUGCCACGGCAGCUGGUGAUGUUGUCAAGAGUCACAUGAAAUACAACAGAUCCAGCAAAGAUAUAUCCAAUGCUGCAUCUUGAAAAGUAUAUAGUUACAAAACAAGGGUGCUCCUACCACAUUCGGGAAGGGUCUAGAUAUUAAAGGGAGAAAGAUGCUGAGAGAGACCCAAAGGAAAAGAGCAAUUUGCUAGCUCUGGUAGCUGUAGUGCUUUGCCCUUAUAUGAACUACAAAGGGGAUGCUGACAAUUUGACAAGCUUGCUUGCUUGGUCUCUAGCCUUUCCUCUGCUAAACGAUGAUCUUGGAGCAACCCCACCAAAUAUAUCUGUGGUCUCUGCUAUGUCUUUGUUCUCAGGUCGCCAUUUUUUAUUUAUUUAAUUAUUUAAUUUAUUUAUUAUUGUUACUAUUUUCUUUUUUUCUUGUCAGAAUGUUAUUGUUCUUUUUCUGUUGACGAUGAUAGUGGUCAAUUCUUGGAGUCUUGGACCUUGGUGAUGAUUAUUGUAAAUUUGUAUCAUAUACUGUAGUUGGACCUGUU